GAUAGGAUGGAGGGCGGGAGGGGGAGAACACUUCAGGCACUCCAAGCUGUCGCCGGGCUGCAAUAACGUCGCUACCCCUCUAUCCGUCAGUGCAUCAACUUCACCAUGGGGAAGUUACUUGGGCUAUGCGCUGUGGUUCUGGCUUGUAUCACUAUUGGAUCUGCUCUUCAAUGUCUGCAGUGUAAAUUCACCAUUUUCAAUUUACCCUGCCACACUUCAACGGUCACCUGUAAAAGCGGAGAGGUUUGUGCUGUCAUCCAUGGAGCUAUUGCUGGUAAGAAUCUCAUCAAGAAGAAGAACUGCGUCAUGGAGGAUAAAUGUAGCAAGAAUGAUACUGAGAGCUACGAGGGCCUCAAAUAUGUCACCAGUUACAAGUGCUGCCACAGCGAUUUCUGCAAUUCGGGGGCCACCUUGCCCUCUGCUCACAUCUCUCUGCCUGUGCUUCUGGCCAUCUCAGGCGCCUGGCUCCUUCGCUUCCUCUAAUCCUCUUUUCAAGAAGGAGAGAAAACCAACUCUAGAAGGUGCCAAAGAUUAAGUCUGCUAUCCUUCUACUUUUUGUACCUGAAAGUAACGUCCAUGGAGCUCCAGGGGAUUGUAGUUUUAUCCAAUCAAGCACUGUAUUAAAUAGACACUCUCGCCUUUUCUUUUUAUUCAAAAAUGCCUCUGUGACUUAAUGAAGGCAUAUCCUAUCUUUUAGAGCAUAUGAAUGAAGCUUUAAGAUUUGAAGUUGCCUUAAUCCUCCUCUUCCUCCUCCUCCUCCUCCUCUUCUUUUUUCAUUGUCUUUGCCUUCUACCUUUUCCAUUCCUUUUCCACUUAUUUUCAUCCUCUGCAAGCUUCUCUUUAAAACAGGGUUGGGAAACUAGUGUUAGACCAAUUACAACUCCAGUAGUUCCACAACCCAUGGUCAAGAAAUACUGAUACCCAUCUCCCUUAAGCCCCUUUUAAUCUUUUUCACCCUUUGAGAUUUUACACUGUCUUCCUCCUCCUGUACUAAAAGCUUCUGCCGAACCGGCUUUGUAUAUUAUUAUUAUUAUUUUACAUUUUCAGCCCAGAGGCAGUAGUGUUGUGUUUUCUCUCCAACCGUCCAAAGCCUCAGUUCAUAGGAUUUUCUCCAAAUAUGAUCACGAGUUGCGCUUUUUUUUCCUCAGCAUGGCUGGGGCCUUCUCAUUCUCCCAACAUUUCUCCUGAUGACAGUGUCAUGUCUAUGAGGGAGAUAAGGCAAUGGAGGAUGAGUCCCCCCCCAAUGCAAUUUCCCCCCCCCUUCCAUCCCACCCCUCAUUCCACUGAAGAAAUAUGAUAUCUGGCAUGCCUGGGGCCCUAGGCAGAUAUUUGAAAGCUGAGCAGCAGCAGUGAGAGAGGUCUUCUAAGGCAAGCAACCCACUGGAAGCUGAUGAAAAUAUGCCAAGGGCUGCUAUUUUGGGCUGCCCCUGAGCCGGUUAUCUUUUAAAGGCUGCAUACAUAACAGUCUAAAAAGGAGGGGCUAUGUUGCCCUAUUCCUGCAUACAGGAAGGAGAGUUGGAUUUAACCCUAUAUAUGCCGACAUUUCUGCCUUUGUCCCCAAAUACUCCUGCGACGUCAGCCACAUUCAGUUACCCGUUCAGCAGGUCCAUUCAAGCACUUCUGCCUUGUCUUCUGGCUUCCCCCAAAUCUAUAAUACUAGUAGUCCUCGAUUUACAACAUUUAGCAACCAUUCAAAGUUACAGCGGCACUGAAAAAAAGUAACAUGUGACCGUUUUUCACACUUAUGAGUGUGCCAGCAUUCCCCAUGGUCACAUG
Molecule: messenger RNA, 1776 nt
Organism: Crotalus tigris (Tiger rattlesnake)
Lineage: Eukaryota; Metazoa; Chordata; Lepidosauria; Squamata; Viperidae
Product: sperm acrosome membrane-associated protein 4-like
Exons: 3
Coding region: 106-483 (125 amino acids)
Source: RefSeq, a predicted model, not a curated record